CAUAGUUUCAUCAUCCACUACUUGUAGCUAUUAGCUUAUAACAGAGAGAGAGAGAGAGAGAGAGGGAGAGAUCACAUUUCCUGAACUAUAAGCUAUAUAGCACUUCCAUAAUCUUACAACAAUGGAGGGGACCAGCAGCCAAAGCACGUUUGCCUUCAUCCCUAGCACAAUUGAGACACCAAGUCCAAGCAUCCCUGAGAUAUCAUCAUCAUCUUCCCCUGGUUCUCUUGCAAGAAUUGCACAAAGUUACCCUCCCGGCUUUCCCAGAAAGGUGUUAGCGGAGAUUAUAGGGACAUUUUUGUUGGUGUUUGUGGGAAGUGGUUCUGCUGGGCUAAGCAAGAUUGAUGAGAGGAUGGUGUCAAAGCUUGGAGCAUCACUUGCAGGAGGACUCAUAGUGACGGUCAUGAUAUACUCAAUUGGACACAUAUCAGGGGCACACAUGAAUCCCGCGGUUUCUCUUGCUUUCACCGCCGUCAGGCAUCUUCCUUGGCCACAGCUCCCAUUUUAUAUAGCAGCUCAACUCACUGGUGCCAUUUCUGCUUCAUACACAUUGCGAGAGCUGUUACGACCAUCAAAUGAGAUUGGAGGAACAUCACCUGCUGGAUCACACAUUCAAGCCCUAAUCAUGGAAAUGGUGACCACAUAUACCAUGGUGUUCAUUUCCAUGGCCGUGGCCACUGACUCAAACGCGACAGGACAGCUAUCAGGAGUAGCAGUAGGUUCUUCUGUUUGCAUAGCAAGCAUUGUAGCCGGACCAAUAUCAGGGGGAUCAAUGAAUCCAGCAAGGACAUUAGGUCCUGCAAUUGCGACAUCAUACUACAAGGGACUUUGGGUAUAUUUUGUUGGACCUAUUACUGGGGCGGUUUUAGCAGCUUGGUCUUACAAUGUGAUUAGGGACACUGAACACCCUGGUUUUCCCAUUUCACUAUCCUCCAUUUCAUCCAAGGUGCGCCAAAGCAUUGGUGGAACUGAACAAAAAAGCGACCAAAGAUGCUUUGUGUGAAUGAAAUAAUAAACAACAAUGUUUUUUCUGACACCACACCACCGCCCAAAUCAACAUCACCUUCAAUUUCUUGUCUUGGAGGAUCUCAAGUUUCCACAUGUAUUAUCAUGUAUAUGAUCAAAAAUACCAUGCCUAGAUCAUAUGGUAUUAUUAGCUUGGCCAUGUAUCGAGUUAAUUUCAGGGCUAUGAGCUAGCCAUGUGUAAUGCAAAAGUGUGUAGUGUGAUUUUCCUACAUUAAUGAAAUGUCAGCUUCAUAUGAAAUUCAAUAUA
Molecule: messenger RNA, 1273 nt
Organism: Glycine soja
Lineage: Eukaryota; Viridiplantae; Streptophyta; Magnoliopsida; Fabales; Fabaceae
Product: aquaporin NIP2-1-like
Exons: 5
Coding region: 122-1003 (293 amino acids)
Biological process (GO): transmembrane transport
Cellular component (GO): membrane
Molecular function (GO): channel activity
Source: RefSeq, a predicted model, not a curated record